CCUGAGAUUUUUGUAUGAUGUGUGGUUUCCAUCAAAAUGGAAUUUAUGUUGUUUUGAACGAUUGAUAAUUAUUCUCUCUGUCAAGAAGCUGGUGAUUUUUAAUUUGGCUUGCCAGAAUCCUGCCUGUAAAGCAUUGCCAGCCGUUUUUGCCUGGUGAAGGAGGAGUGCUGCGUUUGGACGAUUGCGGAUUGCAAGGGUAGUUACUACCUGAAGACCUUACGGCUUAGUCCUGUGCUUCGGGAGCACAAUCAAAUAGACGCUCGGCAGGUGUAUUGCGCGAAGUGGUGAGCCAUGGAUCAGGGAAGCGUGGGAGCUGUGCCUGCCGCUGCUCAAGGACCUUGGUAUUUAACAACGGGACAACGAAUUUGCGGCACCGUCGCCGGCAUCGCGGCCGUGGUGUUUGGCGCACUGCUGAUCAUCUUCUCCGUCAUCACCUUGAGCGUCGGCUGCGUCAUCGGCGGCGUCCUGCAGAUCGUGUUCGGCCUGACGAUGCUGGCGUUCGAGGCGCCGUUCCUGGUGCGCGGCCUGACGGCCUUCGGGCGCAUCGCCGCCUUCUGGGAGCACAAACCGCAGUGGUACAAGGUCAUCCUGUACGCCGCCAUGGGCAUCCUGCCCCUCAUCAUCUGCGGCUUCGCCACCAACAACAUCCUGGCCUCCCUCGGCAUCAUCAUCACCGCCGUCCUCUACGGCAUGGCCGCCGUCGGACGCAAGGGCUCCGGCGCGCAGAUGGUGCCACCCGGGCCGGCCUUCCAGGGCGAGCCCUACGCCGACAAGUCCGGGCUGGUGGAGAGCCAGUACAACACCGGGGGAUACGCCGCCGGCCCCGGCGGCUUCCGUUGAGCUCAGACAAGCCCCUGCUCUGGCUUCCGACGGGGCGCUGUACUGCCCCGGGAUAUUCCUACACCGAACGAUUGCCCGUGACUUUUAUAAGUUCCUAACUGCGUCGCUGUCUCUGCUUAUGAUGUAUUCCAUGGAUUCCGGUUUAAUUUCUCCUAUCCACAGUUUUAUAACGUUUCCGUCUUGAUGUUGGCCGUUGACUGUUUAUGUUACUCUGAUCUCCGAAUGUUGUCUCGCAGUUGCAUGUGCAUCCGUAUAAUUGUUUUACACUGUUUCCAUUGGACAUUGAUUCGUCAUUCCGUAGCGCCGGUAGCGGUUUAAUCAUUCAAAAAUUCGUGAAAGGUUACAUUGGCCGUUGAUUUCGUACUACUUAACGUGAAUUCCUCCGCAAAUUCGUUGGCUUUUAACUAAAUUUAACAUGUAGUAGAAAGAAAUAAA
Messenger RNA from Paramacrobiotus metropolitanus, 1275 nucleotides. Its product is annotated as calcium channel flower-like. Lineage: Eukaryota; Metazoa; Tardigrada; Eutardigrada; Parachela; Macrobiotidae. Gene Ontology annotation, biological process: vesicle-mediated transport. Gene Ontology annotation, cellular component: membrane. The transcript is spliced from 7 exons. The record is from RefSeq and is a predicted model, not a curated record. Bases 292 to 840 code for a protein of 182 amino acids.